Messenger RNA from Colletotrichum tamarilloi, 1680 nucleotides. RefSeq lists its product as uncharacterized. The record is from RefSeq and is a predicted model, not a curated record. The transcript is spliced from 3 exons. NCBI's taxonomy places the organism in Eukaryota, Fungi, Ascomycota, Sordariomycetes, Glomerellales, Glomerellaceae. Bases 1 to 1680 code for a protein of 559 amino acids.
AUGCCGGUCCAGUCCUACACAUCCUCAGAAGCCGGUGCCGAGCGUUGGUUCCAAAUCUGUCAAAAGCUUAGGCUAGUGACCUUCUUGUUGGUGCAUUCGCGUCCUCUCUUGAAUCCCAAGCCGCGAGUCGUCCAAGGACGCUAUCUCAGUCAGCUUCUGGACCUGGACCUGACCGUGCGACUCAGGGGUAUCGACAGAUGGACCGGGACGAACGAAGACUCUAAGUGUGGUUCAUUAUUGACGGCUCGCACCGUCUCUGCUAAACAACCUUAUCAUCGUGGGCCCAACGGUACCAAAGAAAAGACCAAGAUGGCUGUCUUUUCGCUUUUCAAGAAGUCUAGACAACAGGCCAAGGAGCACAAGCAAAAGCAGGCAGAGAAGGCCGCAGAGGCACCGAAACAGCCGUACAAGCACAUUCCUACUCAUGCCGCCAUCGACGCGCUUGCAGGAGCACCAUCAGCAUUUAAGCAUGAGGACCGACCCAGGAUUAUGGAACAGAACCGACGGCGAAGUGCGAUGGCCGCCAGCGGCUUGAGCAGAAUGCCCGGCCCAAGUCUGCCUCGCGUCUCAAGCAGUCUCUCGCACGUCACCUAUCCUUCCGCUCACGCCAGCCCGAUGGGCACUAUGCCUAGGGCAUACAGCUACAGCGGCGGUCCGCCCCCGAUGCCUUACUGGCAGGAACGCAAUACCAACUCCAUCUACGGAGUCCCCGACGGCAGCCGCAUCUCACUCAAGGGUUCACUCAAGGGCAAAGAGGUUGAUAGGUCGUAUGCUUCGGGGCGCAACAGUCCGUCAUCCAUCAAAGCCGAAUCUCCCACGGGUAGCUCAAGCCGCUCGACCAGCUCACAGGAGGACCUGGAGAUGAAGCCCGCUCGUCAUGUUUCCAUGCCACCUGCUGCCUCACAGGCACCUCGAAACCCGGCCGCUGCUGUUCACACCCACCGUCUUCACCCGAGUUCUCGCCGGGCAUCGGAUGCAUCGGAGCGUGCCGAUGGCUCUCCGAAAGCCGAGCACUCUUCGCCUUCUACAGACCGAAGCAAGCCGCCGCCGUCGAUGCGUGGAUUCAGUGCAAUCCCGGCAAUGACGUCUCUUCCCCCGAUGCAGUUCAACAACUCUCCGGCAACCCAGCAAAACAUGGUUGCCUCGUCAGCCGCCUCGACUGCUAGCGUCCGCUCUUCCUCGGGAUUCUCUUCAUUCAACUUCAAUAUCAACACCGGCGCCCCCUUCUCGGCGCCCAUGUCCGGACGAUCGUCGGCUGCUACUACACCAGCAGCUUGUGUAACGCCCGAGCCAGUGUAUGAGUCCGUCGAAGAAGAGGAAGAAGGCGGUUCCUAUACCUACGCCCCGCAACCUGUUGCAGCUGCGCCGUCUGCCUUGAAACAGAAGGACCGCCGCAGCACCUCCAAGUCCAAGGUCACGCGUUUCACCGAAUUGGAGACCAUCGACUCUCACACGGAGAAGGCAGUCAGCGUAGCCAGCAUCCCCUACGAGAACACUCGCCGCGACACCACACCGCCGCAUGUCAUCAACAACGCCGUCGCCGUCGAAAUGGUCAGCGCCGCGCCGUCUGAAGUCGUUUCUAGCAACAAGGCCGGAAAGCGCCUUUCGAAGCAAGCCGGCUCCAAGCUGACUAAGAAGAGCCGUUGGUCAACAAAGAGCUCAUCCGCCGUUGCCGUUUAA